Molecule: messenger RNA, 1786 nt
Organism: Tigriopus californicus
Lineage: Eukaryota; Metazoa; Arthropoda; Copepoda; Harpacticoida; Harpacticidae
Product: MFS-type transporter SLC18B1-like
Exons: 2
Coding region: 210-1535 (441 amino acids)
Biological process (GO): transmembrane transport
Molecular function (GO): transmembrane transporter activity
Source: RefSeq, a predicted model, not a curated record
GGCUGGCCAAAGAAUGAACAAACACUUCCAAGAUCAUCACGAGCUAUCUCAGCUCGAGGAACAACAUUUAUCAUUCAUGACACGGUCAUGUCAAUUGCGUGAUUGCUCUCCUGCCACGAACUGAGAUCAUCUUCCAUCAGUCGACCAUGCUCCAUGGUCAACAUUCCUGACCAUCUCUUGAUCCUCUCCAAAUCUUCCACAUUGGCAAUAUGCUGGAAAAUCGCCAAAUAUUGACUCUAUCCCUUUUCUGUGCUGUCUAUGUUGCAUGGGGUCUCACCGAUUCAAUUCAAGCUCCAUUCUAUCCCAUUGAAGCCGAGCGAAAAGGUGCCAAGGUCAGCGAGUAUGGUUUUGUGUUUGGGAUCAUUCACUUGGCCAUCUUCUUCAGUGGUCCAUUCUUUGGCAAGUACAUGCACCUGUUUGGGAUCAAGAACGUGUACAUCUUUGGCGUGAUCUCGACCGGUGUGUGUGCUCUGCUCUUUGGCUUCCUGGAUUAUGUUCAGGACAAGGUACUCUUCCUCGCUUAUUCAUACACGCUCCGGAUAUUAGAAGGUGUGGCUGAGGCCGCUUCAUGGAGUGCUGUGUUCUCGAUGCUGCUCACCAUGUUCCCGGAUAACGUGGCCACCGUCUAUUCAUUCACUGAAGCAUCGUUCAGCUUCUCAGAAAUGGUGGGUCCCACCGUAGGCGCCAUUUUCUACAACAUAGGAGGAUUUGUACUUCCUUUCGAGAUCUGCGGUAUUUUGUGCUUAGUUACAGGUCUGUUGACUAUCUUGGUCAUCCCUAGUGAUCCAAAGUCCGUUAGAUCAGAGGGCAUUCAUGAAGAGUCCAUCUUGAACAAUAACAAAGAUUCGAGCCCACCUCACCAAACCCAACUCCUGCCCGUGUUGAAAAGUCUAGAUGUCAUCCUGGCUUUGACUGGGACAGUGUUUGCCGCCUCUGUUCAAGGUCUCUUGGAAGCGUGUUUGGAACCUUAUUUGGAGCAAUUCCACUUAUCCAUCACCAAAGUUGGACUGACCUUUCUGGCCUUAUCAGUGCCUUACUUCAUGGCCUCGCCACUAUGGGGAUACUGUUGCGAUCACCUUGUUUCCCCUGAAUAUGUCCAAGUGGUUGGAACAAGCAUCAUUCUCAUUGGUUUCGUGGUGUUUGGUCCAGCUCCCUAUCUUCCACUUCACGCUAACUAUCCUAUGCUGGUGAUUGGAUUAGCAUUCUUGGGAAUUGGAACUGCCGCCGGUUUGGUUGCGUCUUUUAGCGGUGCUCAAAAGGCUGCUCUCAUGAGACAAGACAUGAGCAACACUCAAAUCUACACGGCCAUCUCUGGAAUUUGGACCUCGUCAUUUGCUUUGGGAAAUUUCAUCGGACCCUCAUUAGGCGGGUUCCUGUUUGACUUUAUUGGCUUCCGUUCGACAACUUUCGUGUUCCAAAUGAUCGGAGUGGUCAUGCUGUUCUUGGAUCUGUACAAAGUGAAGCGCUUAAGAAACACACUGGUUCUUAAGAAAGUCAAAUCGAAUAAAAUCGAUCUGUAUGAGCGCCUUGAGUGACCAAUCAUUAUACUUAGUUUCGUCGAUCUCAACUCUGUCACAUGAUGAUCCUUUGAAUGUUAACACUGUUUCAGUAAUAAUAAAAACAACGUGACUUUGAUAGUGGAAAUCAUUAUUCUAGCCCUGGUAGUCUUGACACACAUUCAGAGUUGUUUUGCAAUAUCCUAAUUGCCUGAACAACAUUGGGUGUGGCUCUGAAAUGAAAGCCGAGGAACUUCCCUCGUGUCCUCCCCCUUUUCCUUCCUCUUCAA